Messenger RNA from Sebastes umbrosus (honeycomb rockfish), 5320 nucleotides. RefSeq names its product POU class 6 homeobox 2 (gene pou6f2). The transcript is spliced from 12 exons. Gene Ontology annotation, molecular function: RNA polymerase II cis-regulatory region sequence-specific DNA binding; DNA-binding transcription factor activity, RNA polymerase II-specific. Bases 326 to 2320 code for a protein of 664 amino acids. Gene Ontology annotation, biological process: regulation of transcription by RNA polymerase II. NCBI's taxonomy places the organism in Eukaryota, Metazoa, Chordata, Actinopteri, Perciformes, Sebastidae. The record is from RefSeq and is a predicted model, not a curated record.
CAGACACAGAGCCGUGAUGCAUUGUGGGUGUUGUAGUCGUUUUUGGCAGAGAGAGAGAGAGCGAGAGAGAGGGACGCCAACCGUCGAAUGAAGAGACUUUGACGCUAAUUAGCAACAGACAUUCCUGGACUUGAUGGCCCAAUGAAUCCCUCAGAGUCGACUCUCCUGGUUCUUCUUCACUCUGCUGACAGCUGCUUGCCAGAGUCCAGAUGAAUGGCGAAGAAGAGCUUUGAGUGUUGGAGUGGAGUGUGUUGGUCCCAGGCAGAAAAAUCCCUCAAACAGUGUCCCCCUCACACUGCUACAGCACUGCUCCCUCCAGGAUCCGAUGAUUACAGGGCAGCUGAGCAAGUCGCUGCUCUCCCUGCGCAGCGACAUGAGCGCGGCAGAACUCCGGGCGGACGACAAAGCGGCCACCCCAGACAGCGAUCUGAACGACGAGCCCCUGCUCCUGCCCUCCGACGCCACGGACAGAGAGGGCACUCCCAACAAGCUGUAUGGAGCUCGCGACGGUUCGGUCCAGUCUGACACCAGCAGCAGUCCAUCUGAGCAGAGUCACCUGGGCCAGUCCCACCCAGGAUUCUCAAUGGGACCACAGUCUCUCCUGGUGGCCCAGCAGCUGGCCAACGCAGUAGGCGGCGUGAUGUCUGGGGCGGCGCCAGGCAUGAACCAGCCCAUCCUCAUCCCCUUCAACGCAGGCGGACACCUUGGCGGGCAGCAGGGCCUCGUUCUCUCCCUGCCCACCGCCAACCUCCAGAGCCUGGUGGCUGCUGCUGCUGCAGGGGGCAUCAUGACACUCCCUCUCCAGAACCUGCAAGCUACCUCAUCACUGAACUCCCAGCUCCAACACCUGCAGCAGCUCCAACAGUUGCAGCAGCACCACCACCAGCAGCAGCAGCAGCAACAACAGCAGCAGCAUCAGCAGCAACAGCAGCACCAUCACCAACAGACCCUCGCCCACGUGCAGAACCAGCUUUCAUCCCAGCAUCGCAUGACCCCGCCCAGCCAGCAGCAGACCUCCGUCCCGUCUCCAGGCUCCACCUGCUCCUCCACCUCUGGACAUCCGCAGCACUCCCCGCCACACCGGCCCAACCAGUCACCGGCCCGCAGCCUUCCUUCGCCCGUCACCCCACCCAUGCCUUUGCCGCUGAAUCCAUUGGCCAGCCAGGCGGCGGUAGCAGCAGCGGCAGCCAUGGGAUCCAUCGCCGGGUCUCAGGUGUUCGGCAACGCCCUGUCAAACCUGCAAGGAGCCACCGGACAGCUGGUCACCAAUGCACAAGGACAGAUAAUUGGAACAAUCCCACUGAUGCCCAACUCUGCAGGGCCCUCCAGCCAAUCAGGGGGUGGCAACCCAGCACUGCAGGUACAGCCAAUUACACCUCAGCUUCUGACCAACGCUCAAGGCCAGAUCAUCGCCACGGUGAUCGGCAAUCAGAUCCUGCCUGUCAUCAACACCCAGGGAAUCACGCUGUCACCAAUCAAGCCUGGACAGCAGCUGCCUCAGGCUCAGCAGGGUCAGACAGGCCCCGCAUCGUCUCAGCCCAACCUGCUCCACAUGCCCCACAGACAGAGUCCUCUCCACCAGGCCUCUUCCUCCUCCUCCACCUCCUCCUCUUCCUCGGCUCUCAGCGUGGGGCAGCUGGUCAGCAACCCGCAGACCGCCCCCAGCGAGGUGGACGGGGUCAACCUGGAGGAGAUUCGUGAAUUCGCCAAAGCAUUCAAGAUCCGCCGGCUGUCCCUGGGCCUGACACAGACUCAGGUGGGCCAGGCGCUCAGCGCCGCCGAGGGGCCGGCGUACAGCCAGUCUGCCAUCUGCAGACACACCAUCCUGAGAAGCCACUUUUUCCUACCACAGGAAGCCCAAGAGAACACUAUAGGUAGCAGUCUGACAGGCAAACUGAACCCUGGCCUUUUAUAUCCUGCCAGGUUUGAGAAGUUGGACAUCACCCCUAAAAGCGCCCAGAAGAUUAAGCCCGUUCUGGAGCGCUGGAUGGCCGAGGCUGAAGCCCGCCACCGAUCCGGCAUGCAGAACCUGACUGAGUUUAUCGGCAGCGAGCCUUCCAAAAAACGCAAGCGGAGGACCUCUUUCACCCCGCAGGCGCUCGAGAUCCUCAACAGCCACUUUGAGAAGAACACGCACCCCUCCGGACAGGAAAUGACGGAAAUAGCCGAGAAGCUGAACUAUGACAGGGAGGUGGUGCGCGUCUGGUUCUGCAACAAGAGGCAAGCCUUGAAAAACACAAUAAAGCGUUUGAAGCCCGACCUCGGCCCGGCUGCACCGAUGGACCCUCUCACUGAUUCUCUAGAGGAGCUCCCGAAAUGAGCGAGCUCCACCGGCAAAAACGGCGGAGUGGAAAAGUGGCAGCCAUUAAAUAGAACAAAGGUGGAUGAACUCAUCUUUGAAAUGAGAACUGAAAAAAUGUUCCACGAGUCACCCGGAUGGACAGUUUGCAAACAAAAACUAUGUGUUGUCAGUGUGAUUACCACAGCUAUGUAAAUGACCUUGGCGAAACCAAAAACAUGAAAAAAGAGAUUAAUAUCUGAGAAUUAUGUAAAAACAUAUGGUGUGCUGUUUCAAAGAGUUUUAGAUUCUGGCCUCACAGACCAGACUAUCGCCCAAAUUUUGGUUCCCACGAGGAGGGAUUUAGUAAAGAGAUCAUACCAAAUCAAAACACUAUUUACCAAAGUCUGUUGCAUCUGAGUACUAAGAAUAAUUUUGUAAUGUAAAUGUGCUCUAAAUUUUUACAUUUGUACUGGCAAAUCUAAGCUAUAUGUGUGAGGUUGAGUAUACAUUUUAUCUUUGUCUCGCUUACUUUUUUCUUCAUUGUUUGUAUGUAAAUAUCUGAAAAAAAGAAAAAAACAACAGAAAAAUGCUGUCUUCGAAUUGAAUCACGCUGAUGAAGUUUCUCUUUUGGACAAAAAAAAAAGAACCUUUGCUGUUAAACAAUUGCAUAAUAAUGUUGUUUGCCUCUGAUUUGUGUUUCAUCUGCAGAUAUUUUCAGUCACAGUGUAACUUUGUACAACUUUUACAGGUAUUUACUAUUAAUAAUCUCAUGAGAUUGUUUCAGAGGACGACAGAAGAUAGUAAACUAAGGACUUUCACAUGAUGAUGAUGAUGAUGAUGAUGAUGAGGGUUUCAGUGUCUGUCAAGUCUACUGCAGCUUUGUUUUGAGCUACUGUGUCAUUCUGUUGCCAAAGCCUGAUAGCCAAAGAACACAUACAUUUCAGCUCAAGGACUGGUGAAGAUUUUUAUUUUAUUGUUCACACGGCUUUCUCCUCCCCCCCUUUUUCUAAAGUGUUUUACUCUGUGGGUCAACUUUAACAAAAAAAAAAAACACUACCAUGUCAAACAGCUGCAACAGUGUCUGCUGUAAUAACUGAUCACGGCAAUAUAGAAAAAUGUGUUGGAUGAAUUUUAUUUCAAGCAAAUUUGCUUCUGCAUGCUUCAACUCAAACCACAUGUAGAAGGAUACUUUUUGUUAUUAUUAAAGCUUCAUCUAAGAUCAAUUUCAACCCCAAAAUUAACAUCAUUACCUGCUAACAUCACUGAAAAUAACACAUUAUUUUACACGAUAAACCCUUUAAUUAAGCCCUAAAAUUAAAUAAACGUGUUUUUGAAGCCUGUUUUGUUGCCACUGACCAAACUACCGAGCUCAUUCCAGUUCAGAUGUUUUUAUAACCUGAAUAUUUCAACUCGAAUAUGCUUUUCUGCGAUGUUGUUUCCUUUAUAUUCUGUACUCAGUUAAGUGAAGGUUUACAAUCAACCAUUUUAAUGGAAAUGUGUGUUUUUCUGCACCUAUGAAUUGAUUUCUACUACAGUAAAAAUGCUUAAAAAGGUUAAUUUCAACAGAUUCUCUUCAAGAUUUCAUGUUAUUUUCUUUAAUUUCAGUCAAUUGACUGUACUAAACUGUUCAUUUUAACGUGGUAUUACCUUGUGAGGAACUGUCAAUAUUCCAGGCAAGAACGUCCCCGCAAAUCUCACAAAAACCCUCACAGGAAAAGAUAUAUAUAAAAAGAAGUGAAUGUUGAGAAUAAGUGUCACAUGUCAGAACGAGUGAACUUAAUUUGAAGUGAGGUGAAAUUUGAUGCAAUUUAUUCAGAAUCAUGUGUCUGCUCGAUAUCUGUCCUUCCAUGUCACAUUGGUUAUCUCAGUCUUUCAGUCCUCCUGUCUGUGCACUGCUGUGUUCUUCUUCACUGCCUGGAAAACACGCACACUCUGUAAACGUUAGAAAAACACAUGAAAAAGCUUUACUUGUGUGUGUUUUUAAAGAAAUAAGCAACUCAUUUUCUUUGGUGCGCAGAGACUUUAGAUAUAAUUUUGAUUAUAUAUUCAUUUUCUGCAUGUCUACAGCAACACUUUUAGUGUAUUUCCACCUUUAUUUUGCUUCCAUUCAAGCGAAUCUUUGGCCAAGAAACUACACGUCUGCAUCCCACCCACCAGAUACGAGAAAGCAGCAGGCUCCUGCAGGUAGAAUAUGGAUCUAUUCUGAGGCUUAUCAAUAAAGCUGUAACCAAAACCAAAAAAUAAAUGAAUAAAAAAAAAAAGAAGUCACAGGAAGGAGUAAUGCCUUUGCUCAACUUUUCAAUGCUGGACCAAAGCUCUAUAGUUAUGCACAUUGUACAGAGAAAUAGAUUCAUGAUGUUGACAAUCUUUAAAAAACUGAGAUAAAAGAAUUGAAGAGUAGAAAUGUACAGUAGUUCAUCCAAGGUUUACCUCAGUACUGUUCUCGUGAGAAUCAUACAAACGCCAUACAAGCAGCAGCAGGUCAGUAUAGAAAAAGACAGACGGUUACUCUGCACUGUGUGUGUUGAUGUUCACCUUCAAUGUGGAGGGAGAGGCUUGUGUUUUAUUUAUUAUUAUGUGACACAUGAUUGUUUUAUUUUUGUGAAGUGGUUUCCUGAGCCACACACGUGUGACUCUGGUCAUCAGUUUUUUAUUAUUGUUGCAUUAUUUCUCAUUGUGACGUUCACCUCUCAGUUUUUCACAGACCUGUAGACCCGCGUAGAAAAAGGAGAUUACAGUAAUGUUGCUCUUAACCCAAUUAGGAGGAUUUGUUAAUCACCUUUAAAUGCUUUUUGUGGAAAUUUUACUAACAAAAACGAACCGGUUUGACGUUUUUUGUUUAAUAGUCGAAGAACUCGAAACCAAAGCUGAAGAGCCUGCAGAGGUUGGUUUUCAUUUUUUUAUAGACUGAAAACUGUACUUAAUCUAUAGAGCAAUAUCUGUUUGGUCAGUUAAGCAGCACUUUGUGUAUUUCCAAAAAAAAAAAAAAAAAGCUUCAAGUCUGUCACAUUGAUUUGUACCAUAAUUAGUAAUAAACAA